UUUCUCUUUCAUUCUUUUUCGUUUGAACAAGCUGUGUGGACGCAUUUUUAUCGUUUUAUCGUUUGUCACGACAAACGAGUUGGCAGUGCGCGCAGUUUAUUCGGUUAAGUAGGACCCAAAGUGAAUUCAAUCAUUAAAUUUUAAAGUUUUUCAUAAAUAUAAAUUGGUUUUAUAAAAUUAACAACGUAGACAUUAUAGAAAGUGUGACGCCACGCCUCACUAUACAACGGCCCAUCAAUUUUCAGUUCAGUUGUGUUUUUAUCUAGCAAACGUUACCGAGCCCAAAAUCAAAAUGUUUCAGCCAUAGGAAUAGACGCCCGUUCGAAUAUUUAUGUGUAUAAUCGAAUGUGAAACAUUUGCCGGGCAUUCUUAGGGACCUGACAAAAAAAAAAACAUAAAGCAAAAGAAAAAAAAAAAAAAAAGAGGUACUCUGCAUUGGAGAAGAGCGUCUGCUGAAGCAAGCAAAAAAAACUUGAACAAACGUUAAGACGAGUCUGGAGAAUGGUUAAAAAGGAAGUCGGUUUAGAAAACAACGCGUCCUUAGUAUUAAGUCAGCAAUCUGAGCAGCAGCCGGAGAAGCAGCAGCAGCAGAAGCAUCAUAAACAUCAACAUCAAGAUCAUCAUCAAGCUGAACAAACGCAACGCAUUGAUAUCGACUUGACACCGGAGGAGCCGAAAACUGAUUUCAAUUUUGCUCGCCAGGCAACUGUCACCUAUGCACCAUUAAACCCAGCCAACAGUCCAAACUAUGAGAGUUUGCACAAGCUGCAGCUGCAACAUGCGCAUCUUGCCCCAACAACGCCCUACAAUCUCGACACUAUAUCGCCACAGAAUACGAUGGCAAUGGCCGUGUCGAGCGUGCCGCUCUCCAUCAUGCCCAAUGAGAUUCCUGCUGAGGACGAGGAGCGCCUCGAGCGGAUCUUCAAUCAAUUGGACCGCGACGGCGAUGGCAAAAUCGACAUACACGACCUGUCGGCGGCACUGCACGAGUUUGGACUGUCCAGUGUCUACGCGGUGAAAUUCCUACAGCAAUCGGACAAGAACCAAAGCGGGAAUGUGGGCUUUGCUGAGUUUCUUCAUUAUGUGCGAGAGCACGAGAAGAAUUUGUGUCUGCAGUUCUCGCACUUGGACAAAAAUCGGGAUGGGAAAGUGGACUUGGAAGAGCUAAUAUCUGCGUUCAAGGAUCUGGGCCUAGACAUUGACAUUGACGAGGCUGCAAAACUGCUUGGAAGAAUGGACAAGGAUGGCAGCCUAAACAUAAGCUUUAAUGAGUGGCGGGACUUUAUGCUACUGGCGCCUUCAACGGACAUUCAUGAUCUGAUCAAAUUUUGGCGGCACUCUACUGCGGGCGUGCAUGGAUCUCUGAUGUCGGUGAUGUUGCUAUUGGGGAAAUAUAUCAAGUUCUCGGAAUCGGAAUUGUACCUCGACAUUGGCGAGGAUAUGAACGUACCUGACGACUUUACGCAAAAGGAAAUGCAAACAGGUCUCUGGUGGCGACACCUUGUUGCCGGUGGCUUCGCUGGCGCAGUGUCACGCACAUGCACAGCUCCUUUGGACAGAGUCAAAGUGUUUCUACAGGUGCAAUCAUGUAAAAUUGGAAUCUCAGAGGGUAUGAAAAUGUUGCUUAAUGAAGGUGGUGCGCGCAGCAUGUGGCGAGGCAAUGGCAUAAACGCUCUCAAAAUCGCGCCCGAAACUGCGCUUAAAUUUGCUGCAUACGAGCAAAUGAAGCGUCUAAUACGUGGCAAUGACUCGACACGACAGUUGACCAUUGUUGAACGCUUCUAUGCGGGUGCUGCGGCUGGAGGUAUUUCGCAGACUAUUAUAUAUCCAAUGGAAGUAUUAAAGACACGUCUAGCGCUACGCAAAACUGGCCAGUACGCGGGCAUAGCCGAUGCGGCGACCAAGAUCUACAAGAACGAAGGCGGUCGCAGCUUCUACCGUGGAUAUGUACCCAACAUUCUUGGCAUACUUCCUUAUGCAGGCAUUGAUUUGGCCGUCUAUGAAACGCUCAAGCGGCGCUACAUAGCCAGCCAUGACAACAACGAGCAGCCCAGCUUCCUGGUGCUGUUAGCAUGUGGCAGCACAUCGAGCGCGCUUGGUCAACUAUGCUCCUACCCACUGGCCUUGGUGCGAACGCGGCUACAGGCACAAGCCGCCGUAACGGUAGCGACCCAAAUGCGCAAAACACAAAUUCCAUUAAAAAGCUGCGAUGCGGGGAGCAACGAAGAGACAAUGUCCGGACUUUUCCGCAAGAUUGUGCGGCAAGAGGGAAUUUCGGGACUGUAUCGUGGCAUAACGCCAAACUUCCUGAAGGUGCUGCCCGCCGUUUCCAUUAGUUAUGUUGUCUAUGAAUAUACAAGUCGAGCACUGGGCAUCAAGAUGUCGUGAUUUGUUUACCCCCUCACACUCUCUCGUCCUCGUGGCCGUCUGCAGUGCGGAUGGCGGUAUUAUGUGCGAAGUGCAAGUGAAAAUGUGUGAGCACUUGAGUGCUGUGCUCUACUUAUUAUAGUAGUAGUAGGUGGAAAGAUUCGCUCUCUGAUUCAAUGCCAGACUUCUCUAUAAGUUAAAUGAUUAGAUGCUUUCAUUAAGUGUAGAAAACCGCCUCUUCCAUGCUCUUGGUAUAUAUUUCUGAUAAUUUAUAGUUAAAUUAGUUUUGGUUACUUUCUAAAAAUACAAAAUAAGUGAUACUAUGGCUAAUUUAUUUAUAAAUAUGGAAUAUGUGAAAAUUAAGAUUGUGGAACAGGGCACGAAGCAAACCCCCCAGAAGUUUCUUAAUUUAUCAACAGUAGGCUUAGGCCAUUGUAACUUUAAGUGCUAAUUUAUUUAAAAGUGAAGAAACAGGUAGACGGCGUCAGAGAGCAGUUUCGGAUAAGUCAUGCGAUUGCAACGCUUCAUUUCAAAAAUACCAAAAAGUAAAGAAAACUAAUCAAGCAAUUGCAGCUGUGAGAGAUGCCGACGAAACAGACCGAAGCGCAACAAAUGGUUUGAGUGGGCUUUUCAUCUCCGUUAACUCUGUAAUCUGUACCGUGUCUAGACAACUAUAAUAGGCUACAAGGUUUUUACCGAGUCCAAGUGCUUAAGCUGGGGCAGGCGUAACAAAUAAAUGCAUAACAAUAAAAAAAAGUAAACAAAAUGUGGGGAGAAUCAAACGAAUGAAUACUUAGGAGCGUUUUAAGCUUGUACACAAAAGACAUUUGUUUAGCAUAAAAAUACAGAAAUAAAACUUAACACUUAACGUUUGAAAUGUGAUGAUAAUAGUUUAUAAUAUACAUGCAUAUAUAUACCUACACAUACACACAUACAUAUAAUUCAAGUACCGACCUAUGCGCUUCUGAAAAACAGUCGCAGAUUUUUGUUCGACGGCGAGGCUGAAGUUUUGUAGCAUUUUAUUUGUUAAGUUUAGUGACAUUUUUUCUUAGAUUGUAUUUGUGAGGCGCAAGUGAAGCCAACGAGAUAAAUUGUGACUAAAAUUAACAAACAAAAUCAUAUUUAUUUUAUAUACAUAUGUAAAUGUGUAUCACAAAGAGUGGAAAAACAGUUUAUCUAUGCAAAAUGUAAAAAGCAAA
Molecule: messenger RNA, 3566 nt
Organism: Drosophila hydei
Lineage: Eukaryota; Metazoa; Arthropoda; Insecta; Diptera; Drosophilidae
Gene: SCaMC
Product: calcium-binding mitochondrial carrier protein SCaMC-2-A
Exons: 9
Coding region: 502-2388 (628 amino acids)
Biological process (GO): transmembrane transport
Cellular component (GO): mitochondrial inner membrane
Molecular function (GO): calcium ion binding; ATP transmembrane transporter activity
Source: RefSeq, a predicted model, not a curated record